AAAAAAAAAAAAAAAUCCCCUCUGUCUCUAUAGUCCAUCCUCUUUGCUUUUUCUGUGCUCUCUCUCUCUCUCUCUCACAAGCACACACACCUAAUGGCUUCUCUGUUCAGAGACCUCUCAUUAGGCCAUUCUAAGAGAGAGUCAACUCCACCGCCGUUGCAACCUCCACCACCCGUAAUGCCUUCUAAACUUACUGCCACCGAUCUCGAGUCUCCAUUCGGCCAACUCGCUUCCCAGCUCACCGAUUCCGACCUUCGAGCCACCGCUUACGAGAUCUUCGUGGCGGUAUCCCGCACCUCCGCUGGCAAGCCUCUCACCUACAUCUCCAAUUCAUCCAACUCUGAUUCUCCGAAUCACCAUCACUCGCCUAACUCUCCCGCCUUACAGCGCUCGCUCACUUCUGCUGCGGCUAGUAAAAUGAAGAAAGCUUUUGGCUUGAAAUCUCCAGGCUCGGGUUCUAAGAAGAGUCCCGGGUCAGGUCCGGGCUCGGGCCAGGCCAAGUCCAGGAAGCCAUUGACUGUUGGAGAGUUGAUGAAAACGCAAAUGCGGGUGCCGGAUACUGUAGAUUCAAGAAUUAGGAGAGCUCUAGUGAGGGUUGCUGCUGGUCAGGCUGGAAGGCGAAUUGAAACAGUUGUUCUUCCGCUAGAGCUAUUACAGCAGCUUAAGUCUUCAGAUUUUACUGAUCAACAAGAAUAUGAAGCAUGGCAAAGGAGAACUAUGAGAGUUCUUGAGGCUGGACUUCUUCUGCAUCCUCGUGUACCGCUUGAUAAGUCUAAUCCUACUUCACAGCGGUUGCGGCAAAUUAUUAAUGGGGCUCUGGAUAGACCUAUAGAAACUGGAAGGAACAAUGAGUCAAUGCAAGUGCUUCGUAGUGCUGUUAUGUCUCUUGCUAGUAGAUCUGAUGGGUCUUUCUCCGAGAUAUCCCACUGGGCUGAUGGAAUUCCAUUGAACCUUCGCCUCUAUGAAAUGCUUUUAGAAGCCUGCUUUGAUGUUAAUGAUGAAUCAUCUAUAGUGGAGGAAGUUGAUGAACUUAUGGAACACAUAAAGAAAACUUGGACUGUCCUUGGAAUAAAUCAAAUUCUCCACAACCUCUGCUUUACAUGGGUUUUAUUUCAUCGGUUUGUUGCAACUGGCCAAGUGGAAACGGACCUGCUUGAUGCUGCUGAUGCUCAGCUGAUUGAAGUUGCAAAGGAUGCAAAGACAACAAAGGAUCCUCAAUACUCCAAGAUUUUGAGUUCUACAUUGAGUUCAAUAUUGGGUUGGGCAGAGAAAAGACUCCUUGCAUAUCAUGACACAUUUGAUAGGGGAAGUAUUGAUGCUAUGCAAAGCAUUCUUUCUCUGGGGGUGUCAGCAGCCAAGAUUUUAGUUGAGGAUAUAUCUAAUGAGUAUCGCAGAAAAAGGAAAGGUGAAGUUGAUGUAGCUCGAAGUAGGAUUGAUACCUACAUUAGGUCAUCACUGCGCACUGUUUUUGCUCAGUUAAUGGAGAAAGCAGACUCAAGCAGGAGAGCAUCAAAAAAUCAGCCCAAUCCGCUUCCUGUUCUUGCAAUCCUUGCCAAGGAUGUUGGUGAUGUGGCAGUUAAUGAGAAGCAAGUAUUUAGUCCAAUACUAAAGAGAUGGCACCCUUUUGCAGCUGGUGUGGCUGUGGCCACACUGCAUGCUUGCUAUGGGAACGAGUUAAAACAAUUCAUAUCUGGCAUAAUGGAAUUAACCCCAGAUGCUGUACAAGUGCUGAGAGCUGCAGAUAAACUGGAGAAAGAUCUUGUGCAAAUCGCUGUAGAAGAUUCAGUAGACAGUGAUGAUGGUGGAAAGGCAAUUAUCCGUGAAAUGCCUCCUUAUGAAGCUGAAAGUGUAAUUGCCAAUCUUGUAAAAGCAUGGAUCAAAGCAAGACUAGAUAGACUGAAGGAAUGGAUUGAUAGAAAUUUGCAACAAGAGGUCUGGAAUCCGCAGGCAAAUCAAGAAGGAUUUGCUCCAUCUGCUGUUGAAGUUCUGCGAAUUAUUGAUGAAACUUUGGAUGCAUAUUUUCAGUUGCCAAUACCAAUGCAUCCAGCUUUGUUACCUGACUUGAUGGUUGGGUUGGAUAGAUGUCUUCAAUAUUAUGCAACCAAGGCAAAAUCUGGCUGUGGGUCACGGAAUACAUACGUACCAACUAUGCCAGCAUUGACCAGAUGCACAACAGAAUCAAAGUUUCAUGGUGUGUGGAAAAAGAAAGAGAAGUCUUCAAAUCCUCAGAAGAAGAAUUCUCAGGUUGCAACAAUGAAUGGGGAUAAUUCUUUUGGGAUACCCCAGUUAUGUGAGCGUAUAAACACUUUGCACCGACUCCGAACAGAGUUGGAUGUUUUGGAGAAGAGAAUAAUAACCCAUCUAAGGAACUCUGAGUCUGCUCGUACCGAAGACUUUUCAAAUGGCUUGACAAAGAAGUUUGAACUCACACCAUCUGCUUGCAUAGAAGGAGUUCAACAGCUUAGUGAGGCACUGGCAUAUAAAAUUGUUUUUCAUGAUCUAAGUCAUGUUUUAUGGGAUGGUCUGUAUGUUGGGGAGUCAUCAUCUUCUAGAAUUGAGCCUUUUCUUCAAGAGCUUGAGCGCAACUUGAUCAUCAUAUCGGAUACCAUGCAUGAAAGAGUUCGAACUCGAGUUGUUACUGAUUUAAUGAGAGCUUCUUUUGAUGGAUUCUUGCUUGUUUUGCUUGCUGGAGGCCCCUCCCGUGCUUUCACUCGUCAAGAUUCUGAAAUAAUAGAGGACGAUUUUAAAUCCCUUAAAGAUCUGUUUUGGUCGAAUGGGGAUGGCUUGCCUGCUGAAUUAAUAGACAAGUUCUCAAUUACAGCCAGAGGUGUUCUUCCCCUUUAUCGAACUGACACAGAUAGCCUCAUCGAGCGAUUCAGACGUGUAACCUUGGAAGCAUAUGGCUCUUCUGCCAGGUCUAGACUUCCACUGCCUCCAACUUCAGGAGAAUGGAAUCCUACUGAGCCAAACACCCUCCUUCGGGUGUUGUGUUACCGGAAUGAUGAAGCAGCAUCCAAGUUCCUCAAGAAAACAUAUAAUUUGCCCAAAAAGCUCUAAACAAAUUUGUGGUGCUGUGAAUAAGCACGGGAACUACGACAUGCAAAACACACCUGUAACUGUAGUUAUAUUUAUAGCAAAGAUGAUCCAGAUGGGAUACUCCAUGUCAUGCUUGGGUGAGCUGGUGGGUGCCUUGGGAACUAUCAGUGAAUUUGUAUAGUACGUUAGCGAUGUCCUGGCCAAGUCCAUUUGCCUUCGAACAAAUCAGAACUAUGAGCGUGACGAAACUAAGAGGUCAGGCCACUUCCCAGAGCUUUAUUGGUGGAGAUCCAAUAUUAUUUAUUCAAUUACAGAGUCCUUCAGAUUCUUCAUUGCUGCUUUGCUUUUACCCCGUUUCUUUUUUUCCCCUUUUUUGUGUCCAUUUCUACUUUCUGAUGUCAUUUGUUCCCUAUUCCUUUUUUCUUUGACAAAUUCCUUUAUAUCGGGGAUGUAUUCCUUAUAUAUAAUAUUAAACAGAGCAGGCCUAGUAUAGUGACAUUUGGGUCUAUUAUAGUGCCGAUAUAUAUAUUUUUUACCUGUAUCAUAAGGCUGGCUUAUGUUGAUUGCAAUUGAUAACAUCUUUUCCUACCUUUUUGAGAUGUCAA
Molecule: messenger RNA, 3641 nt
Organism: Jatropha curcas
Lineage: Eukaryota; Viridiplantae; Streptophyta; Magnoliopsida; Malpighiales; Euphorbiaceae
Product: elongation factor Ts (DUF810)
Source: RefSeq, a predicted model, not a curated record